GAAGCUCAUCAAGUAUUGACCUUUACACUCGUGUGAUCAUUUUCUGGAGGCACAUGGCCGUAAGCUAUUAGCAAAGUGCUCCCUAUACUUUAAAGAUGUCUACUAGCACUGCAGAGCCAGCGCUGAUUGCUCCCAGCAAUGUUCCUAAAAAGAGCAAGAAAAAAGGAAAGGGAAAGAAAAUGACCUUGGAUGUUUUCCUUGGCGACCCCUCGACUGGUACUGCUUACAAUAAGGACCCUCCUAAAACCAGCACAGCAGGAACCACUAAUUCCUGGGCCGAUGCUACUGAUGAUCUUGACCCUUCAGAGAUCACUACCCACUGGCCGGAGGAAAAGAAGAUGUUUGAUCGCAGCGUCCUGCCGAGUGGUCCCAAGGCCUCCAGUGCACUCAACAUAGACAAGAGUCGGCUGCCCUCAAGCCCUCCCUACACUGUGUAUCUAGGCAACCUCUCCUUUGAGUGCACAGAGGAUGAUAUUGUGAGGUUCUUUGAGAGAAAGAAUCUUGUGGCUACCUCUGUACGACUACCUAUGGAGACCGGGACCAAUCGAAUGAGAGGAUUCGGAUACGCUGAAUUCGACACCAUCAACGAUCUCAUGGAAGCACUGUCACUGGACAAAGAGACGAUGAGGAGCAGGCCAGUGUCAGUGGAUAUAGCCGGUGGUAAGGGAGGGAGCGGUGGAGACUACCAGGGAAGACGUGGGGACUUCGGUGGUGAGGAUCGUACCACGGGGGACUGGAGACGGGACGGGGGCGGAGAUGAUAAUGAUGGCAGGGGCUCCCCCCAAGGACGGGAUAACCGUGACUCGUACGGUGGAGGCUCUGAUAGAAGAUAUGGUAGCCGUGAUUACGGUAGCCGCGGUGGUGGUGGUGGCUAUGGAAGAGACUAUAACAGAGACAACUACGGUGGUGGUGGUGGUGGUGGUGGUGGUGGGAGAGAUGAUUACAGUAGCCGGGGGAGAGAUGACUAUGGAGGAGGAAGAAGAGAGUACGGCGGUGGCGGUGGUGGAAGGGACGAUUAUGGUGGUGGACGGAGAGAUUACGGAGGUCGUGGAAGCUACGAUCAAGGGCCCCCAAGACGAGGGUUCGGUCAAAGUUGGGGAGGGGGAGAUGAUGAAAGAAAAGAUUCGUACAGACGUGAUGAUCGCUAUGGUGGUGACAGACGUGAUGAUCGCUAUGGUGGUGACAGGCGUGAUGAUCGCUAUGGUGGUGACAGGCGUGAUGAUCGCUAUGGCGGUGGUGACAGGCGUGAUGAUCGCUAUGGUGGUGACAGGCGUGAUGAUCGCUAUGGAGACAGACGAGAGUCUGGUGGGCGUAACAGUCCUGAUGGUGGGCGGAAGGAAGAGCCAGUGGAACGCCCACGCUUUAAGCUACAACCACGCUCCAAACCUGCCGAGGAGAACACCACCAGUGAAGAGAAAUCAACUAAUAGCGAGGAAGGUACCACCAAGGAGGAGAAGCCUAGUAGCGCCUCAAUAUUCGGAGGUGCCAAGCCAGUGGACACUGCAGCUAAGGAGAGAGAGAUUGAGCAGAGGGCAGCAAAGGAAAGGGAAAUGCAAGAAAAGAAAGAGAAGGAACGACAAGAGAAAGCAGCCUCUGUGUUUGGAGGAGCCAAGCCAGUCGAUACAGCCGCUCGUGAAAAAGAGAUUGAAGAGAAACUUGCCAAAGAGAAAGAAGUUCUGGAAAGGAAAGUCCUUGAAAGAAAAUUGUCCGAGGACAAGUCACCUGAAAGAUAUAGUAACCGUAGAGACAGAUCAGGUGAUCGUGAUCGGCAAACGCCCGAGCAGCACAAAGAUGGGUCACGUGACAUACGAGAGGGAUCAUAUGACAAGAAUGAGCGAUCACAUGACCGAAGAGAUGAUAAUAGGAGUUCUCGUGGUGGUCGCAGGCGAUACAGUAGUGAGGAGGAAGGAAGGCGUGGCACAGGAAGAAGGCGUGGCUAUCACGAUGAUGAAGGUUCCACUCGUGACAAAGAGGGCGGUGAUCGUAGGGGGAGUGGCAAUCGUAAGGAGGACGAUCGUUCCUCACAGGAGAGAGGGGAGGGGGACAAGCGACGGAGGGGCGGGGCCAGGGGAGACCGCAGAGACGAUCGUAGUAGAGACGAUAGAAGAGAUGAUCGUAGCAGGGACGAUCGCCGUGACGAUAAAAGAGAUGAUCGUAGCAGGGACGAUCGCCGUGACGAUAGAAGAGGGUAUGGAGAGCGCAGAGAUUACCAAGGCGACAGAGGUGGGCGUGGCCGAGGGCGUGGUGGAGGGAGAUCAAGAGAUGAUAGAAGAGAUGAUGAUCGUGGUGGGCGAGAGAGACCGGGCAAGGCAUCCACUAGUGCAUGGUCCAAGGGGAAACCCCCAUCAUUAGGAGGCGAUCAGAAGAAAGUCAUUGAGAGUACAGAACCCGUGGUGUUCAGUCAGCCUAGUCGCUAUGCAACUCUCAAGGAUGAAGAGGUGGGUGGGGACAGUGGAUCUGGUGGUGAGAGGCCAUCAUCUCCUCUUCCAGCUCAAGAGCCCUGACUGUAACCUGUUAGCUGCUGUGCAUACUGUCAUCUAGUGUAUUAUUAAUAAUAUUAUGUGUGUUGUGUUGUGUCCUGUGUUUCUGUGAAAAUGUGCAAAAGAAUUAAUAGCAUUAUUGCGUCCGCACUGUCGAAA
This is a messenger RNA of Halichondria panicea, 2639 nucleotides long. Its product is annotated as eukaryotic translation initiation factor 4B-like. NCBI's taxonomy places the organism in Eukaryota, Metazoa, Porifera, Demospongiae, Suberitida, Halichondriidae. The record is from RefSeq and is a predicted model, not a curated record. The transcript is spliced from 16 exons. Gene Ontology annotation, molecular function: RNA binding. The coding region runs from base 96 to 2504 and encodes 802 amino acids.